Molecule: messenger RNA, 4079 nt
Organism: Budorcas taxicolor (takin)
Lineage: Eukaryota; Metazoa; Chordata; Mammalia; Artiodactyla; Bovidae
Gene: GAB1
Product: GRB2 associated binding protein 1
Exons: 12
Coding region: 36-2291 (751 amino acids)
Source: RefSeq, a predicted model, not a curated record
AGCGCGCCGGGCCCGGAGCCCUAAAGGCUCGCACCAUGAGCGGCGGCGAAGUGGUCUGCUCGGGAUGGCUCCGCAAGUCCCCCCCGGAGAAAAAGUUAAAGCGUUAUGCAUGGAAGAGGAGAUGGUUUGUGUUACGCAGUGGCCGUUUAACUGGAGACCCAGAUGUCUUGGAAUAUUACAAAAAUGAUCACGCCAAGAAGCCGAUCCGUAUUAUUGAUUUAAAUUUAUGUCAGCAAGUCGAUGCUGGAUUGACAUUUAACAAAAAAGAGUUUGAAAACAGCUACAUUUUUGAUAUCAACACCAUUGACCGGAUUUUCUACUUGGUAGCCGACAGCGAGGAGGAGAUGAAUAAGUGGGUUCGUUGUAUUUGUGACAUCUGUGGGUUUAAUCCUACAGAAGAAGAUCCUGUGAAAGCACCUGGCAGCUCCUUACAGGCACCAGCCGAUUUACCAUUGGCGAUAAGCACCGCACCACCGUCCUCCCAGGUGGGCGCCUCUGCUGCUGCUGCACCGCCUCCCUAUCAGCUCAUCAGCCUUCCACCACACCUGGAAACCCUUGGCAUCCAGGAGGAUCCUCAAGACUACCUCUUGCUAAUCAACUGUCAAAGCAAGAAGCCUGAACCCACCAGCCAAGGGUCAUCUUUUGUUUCUGAAGAAGGAGAGGAAUACCUACUGCUAGAAGAUUUUGAAAGCAAAACGAUUCCAUUGCAAACGCACGCUGAUUCUGCAAAAUCCACCUCUUCGGAAACCGACUGCAAUGAUAACGUCCCUUCUCAUAAAAACCCCGCUUCCUCCCAGAGCAAACAUGGAGUGAACGGCUUUUUCCAGCAGCACGUGAUGUACGACUCUCCACCGUCUCGCGCUGCAUCCCUCUCCGUAGACUCCAGCCUGUAUAACCUGCCCCGCAGUUACUCCCACGACGUUUUACCAAAGGUGUCUCCAUCAAGUACCGAAGCAGACGGAGAACUGUAUGUUUUUAACACCCCAUCUGGGACCUCGAGCGUGGAGCCUCAAAUGAGGCAUGUAUCUAUUAGUUAUGACAUUCCUCCAACACCUGGUAAUACUUACCAGAUACCACGAACAUUUCCAGAAGGCGCCUUGGGGCAGACGUCAAAGCUAGACACUAUUCCAGAUAUUCCUCCGCCUCGGCCACCGAAACCGCAUCCGGCUCAUGACCGAUCUCCUGUGGACACGUGUACCAUCACACGCACGGCCUCGGACACUGACAGCAGUUACUGUAUCCCAACAGCAGGGCUGCCGCCCUCACGUAGCAAUACCAUUUCCACUGUGGAUCUGAACAAAUUGCGAAAAGAUGCUAGUUCUCAAGACUGCUAUGAUAUUCCACGAACAUUUCCAAGUGAUAGAUCUAGUUCACUCGAAGGCUUCCACAACCAUUUUAAAAUCAAAAACGUAUUGACAGCGGGAAGUGUAUCAAGUGAAGAACUGGAUGAAAAUUACGUGCCCAUGAAUCCCAACUCUCCACCACGACAACAUUCCAGCAGUUUCACAGAACCAAUUCAGGAAGCAAAUUAUGUUCCAAUGACUCCAGGGACGUUUGACUUUUCUUCAUUUGGAAUGCAAGUGCCUCCUCCCGCUCACAUGGGCUUCAGGUCCAGCCCCAAGACCCCUCCCAGAAGGCCAGUUCCUGUUGCAGACUGUGAACCACCCCCUGUGGAUCGGAACCUCAAACCAGACAGAAAAGGUCAAAGUCCUAAAAUUUUAAGACCCAAACCCCAUGGUUUAGAGCGAACUGAUUCACAAACCAUAGGUGACUUUGCUACAAGAAGAAAGGUCAAGCCAGCACCUUUAGAAAUAAAACCUUUGCCAGAAUGGGAAGAAUUACAAGCCCCAGUUAGAUCUCCCAUCACUAGGAGUUUUGCUCGAGACUCCUCCAGGUUCCCCCUGUCUCCCCGGCCGGAUUCUGUGCACAGCACAACUUCAAGCAGCGACUCACACGACAGUGAAGAGAAUUAUGUUCCCAUGAACCCCAACCUAUCCAGUGAAGACUCCAAUCUUUUUGGCAGUAAUAGUCUUGAUGGAGGAAACAGCCCAAUGAUCAAGCCCAAGGGAGACAAACAAGUGGAAUACCUAGAUCUAGAUUUAGAUUCUGGGAAAUCCACACCACCACGUAAGCAAAAGAGCAGCGGCUCAGGCAGCAGUGUAGCCGAUGAAAGAGUGGACUAUGUGGUGGUUGACCAACAGAAGACCCUCGCUCUAAAAAGCACCCGGGAAGCCUGGACCGAUGGGAGGCAAUCCACAGAGUCCGAAACACCAGCCAAGAAUGUGAAAUGAAAAGACUGCUUUAAUGUGUCUGAACGAAAGAGGACUGAACUGUAAAGAGGAAUCCUGCUUGACCCGAGAUAACUUGACCAUUCUACUCUAGGUAGAUGCUCAACUAAGUAGAGUCAGAGUCGGAGGACCUUUUAGGCUUCAUCAAGCUGUCAAGACUGUAAAUGGUGCUUUGUGGUAUCGGAACAAUUCAUCACAUGUAAAUAAUGCGGGAAAAUACUAUUGUUUGGUUCCCAGAGAAACAUUUGUUCUGUAGGUAACACACUAGUAGUAUUACUGUAUUUAUGCACUUUUUCAUUGGAAGCGUUGGUUUGGGUAUUCCCAAAUGGACCUUAACACGAUUCUGUUGGAAAUUCUUGUUUUUGCUCAAGAACGAUGCUGAGUAAACUAAGCUACUUUCCCAUUGAGAAAUUGCCCUUUCACCUGCAGGAUAACCACAUGGCAUGAGAAGUACAUUCGCGGUCUGCCAUUCUACCUGAAACUUCAUGGGGUAAUCGUUAGCUUAAAAUACAAAGUAGAGUUGGACUCAUCAAUCAAUGCCUUUCAAAGCGCUGAACAUCGUGUCCAUCCUGGUAUCAGGACUUAGUUCUCUGGUUCGUGGACAUUUUCAAUGGUGGAACCUUGUUAUAUUUUGUUAAUUACAGUGUUUUUGGUUCAUUGAGUGAAGAUUCUGCCGGGUGGGAUCUUACACCUUGGAGAGAGUAAAUAAUGACACUAUCGAGUAAGCAUAUAAAUCACUGAUGGCAUGCAGUGAGGAUGUGCUCUCCCACUUGUUACCAUGUAUGAAGAUUUACAUUAUUUGCAAAGUGUAGGUUAUACAGCUAAUCAGGUACGUACCAGGCACUGAUGUGCUAAUACACUGAUCAGGUUUAUGCAACGAGCUUACGGUGUGUUCUUGUUAAUCCUCUAACGUUGUUGGUUUCCAGUUUGGAAUUAAUGACACAGUUGAUAUUCACUGUUAGUUAUAGCAACAUACUGUGACUUUUAAUUAGACAGUCCUGCAGAUUUAUUGCUCUAAGAAUGAAAUUCUGUCUUUUGACACCAUAGUGCCCUUUCUAUGGUUUUUUAAAAAACUUUACUUAAUAUUCUUCUUGGCCUUAUCCUAUUUAAAUCCCUAUGCAAUUAAUGUUUUAUAUCUGCGUUGUUUUUUUAAAAUAGAUGUUAUAUAAGUGAUUCUCAUAUGUAGCACCUAUUGCUUUUCCAGUAAAAAAAAAAAAAUUAACAAUUUUGUACUGUGAUUUAUAUUCACUGCCCCAAUUCAAGAAAUAGUGGAGCCUUGCUAUAAUGUGAACUCUUAUAGCCAUGGACUUCUUCCAGCUAGAUUUCUGAAACCACCAGAGGUAUCAUAUAAUUCUGUCUCACCCAUAACAUGGUCCUGUGACAUGGAUAUCAAGACCACACAAUAUAUAUAGUGAGGCUAUAAUUUAUCUGUCUUGGCUUUGCAAUGUAAUUUAGAAAGCAGAUAUAGUUGUUGGUUUGAUUGGAUUUUAAGUACGUUACAUACAAUCUCUUCUGUACUGAUUUGAGACUUACUAACAGUUUUUGGAGGGGCAUAGAGAUCGGAGAGCCUACAGCCGAGUCACGUUCCCCUAUCCCACUUCGGACCUCUAACUGUUGCCUGAGAACACAAAUGUGCCCUGAUUUCUGGCCUUUUAGCCACUGUAUUGUGCCUGACUUAUGUAGUGGGUUUACGUCCCCUCCAGGAACUAAAAAAACGUUCAUAACAAGAUGAAUUGUAGACGAAUAACAUUUGAUGCUUUUAAAUGUUUGCUUACUUUUAAACAGAAACUA